This is a messenger RNA of Oryza brachyantha (malo sina), 1852 nucleotides long. RefSeq names its product probable amidase At4g34880. NCBI's taxonomy places the organism in Eukaryota, Viridiplantae, Streptophyta, Magnoliopsida, Poales, Poaceae. The record is from RefSeq and is a predicted model, not a curated record. Bases 38 to 1573 code for a protein of 511 amino acids. The transcript is spliced from 5 exons.
CGAUGCAGCACAGCACCAACCAGAGUAGUACAGCGCGAUGUCUGGGCAGCGCUUGCAGCUGUUGCUUCUCGCCGUCGUCGCGGCCGUCGGCGGCUGCGGUGCCUUCCAGCUCGAGGAGGCCACCGUCGACGCCAUCCAGCUCGGCUUCAGGAACGGCACCGUCACCUCCAGGCAGCUCGUCGUCGCCUACCUCGACCGCAUCGCCCGCCUCAACCCGCUGCUGCACGCCGUCGUCGAGGUCAACCCGGACGCGCUCGCGCAGGCGGACCGCGCCGACGCCGAGCGGCGGCGGUCGCCGUCCCCACGCCGCCGCAGCGCGCUGCACGGCGUCCCCGUCCUGCUCAAGGACAACAUCGCGACGCGCGACCGGCUCAACACGACGGCGGGUUCGCUCGCGCUGCUCGGCUCCGCCGUCAGGCGGGACGCCGGCGUGGUGCGGCGGCUCCGGCGCGCCGGCGCGGUGGUGCUCGGCAAGGCCAACCUCGACGAGUGGGCCAACUUCCGCUCCUUGGAGGGCACCGGCGGCUGGAGCGCGCGCGGCGGCCAGGGCAGGAAUCCAUAUGUGCUAUCAGCGGCUCCAUGCGGCUCAAGCACAGGGUCAGCCAUUGCAGCAGCAGCGAACAUGGCAGCAGUGACUCUUGGGACUGAGACCGACGGAUCCAUACUGUGCCCAUCGUCGUUGAAUUCAGUGGUUGGCAUCAAACCAACCGUUGGAUUGACGAGCCGAGCUGGCGUCGUCCCCAUCUCCCCAAGGCAGGAUACCGUCGGGCCAAUUUGUCGGACAGUAGCAGAUGCAGUACAAGUGCUGGAUGCUAUUGUCGGCUAUGACAGCCGUGAUGCGAAGGUCACAAGGGCUGCAUCAAAGUAUAUCCCACCAGGUGGAUAUAUGCAGUUCUUGAAACCUGAUGGAUUAAGAGGCAAGAGGAUUGGCAUCCCAAAUGGAUUUUUCAACUUCCCCAAUGGGACAGUGCAGCAGAUUGUUUACCAGCAACUUAUCGACACAGUGAGGAAACAAGGAGCAACCGUUAUUGAGAACCUAGACAUAGCAAAUUUGACUGUAAUACAAGAUGUCCUUAACAAUGGAGAACAGAUUGUGCUACCAGCAGAGUUCAAAUCAAGCCUGAACGCUUAUCUGUCAGACUUAUUGUACUCCCCAGUUCGCUCACUUGCAGACAUAAUUGCUUUCAACGACGCACAUCCCAUUGAGGAGAGGCUAAAGGAUUUUGGGCAGCUCGUCUUCCUGGUCGCCGAGAACACCACCGGCAUCGGCCGAGCCGAGAGAGCGGCGAUCCGUCGGCUAAACAAGCUCUCAGCCGACGGGCUGGAGAAGCUGAUGGCGGAGAAGCAGCUGGAUGCAGUCGUCACGCCCAACGACUCGAUCUCCACCGUCCUCGCCAUCGGCGGCAUGCCGGCGAUCACCGUGCCGGCCGGGUACGGCGGCAGGGGGGUCCCCUUCGGCGUCUGCUUCGGCGGGCUGAAGGGCUAUGAGCCGAGGCUGAUUGAGAUGGCCUAUGCGUUUGAGCAGGUCACCAUGGUCAGAAAGGUCCCCAAGUUCUUGAGUACAACAUUCUAGUGAGAGAUUUGCAUCAUAGACAUGCAUGUGUUGGUGUAACUUGGUGAUCAAAUAAAAUUCACACCUAAUAAAAUUCAAUAAUUCAGUGGAUUGAGUUUAUCAAACACGGAGUAGUUGGGGUUGGUUAUGGAAAUUUUGUAGGAAUUAUGGAUACUUCUCUGGUACAUGGAAUUAUUAUAGAGUAAUCAUUUUAUAUUUAUAUAAAGAUAGUAGUUCCAUGUAGGGGUGUAAGAAAGCUAGCUCGGUCAUGAUUUAUGAACCCACUUUCUAUGAUAAUUA